AUGACGACUUGGGAAAUCACCACUACCAGCGACAAAUCGCUAAUUGACCUCUGCUACAAAGCCCAAAAGGACAGGGGCCUCAUCGGCGGGCGUGUGGGCGGAACCCAGGUCAUCAAGGUCUCGGACCAAAUCGCGGUGAACAUCGUUCACGUCCCGAAAGUCUACCGUCAUGUUGUAUCGAAUACGGAUGAUCGCAUAGGGUACCUCUUUAUGGAAUACAUACCGGGCCAAAACCUAGAGAAGAUGUCGACCUCGAAGCAAACAAGGACCUUGCACCGCGAAUAG
Molecule: messenger RNA, 285 nt
Organism: Penicillium alfredii
Lineage: Eukaryota; Fungi; Ascomycota; Eurotiomycetes; Eurotiales; Aspergillaceae
Exons: 2
Coding region: 1-285 (94 amino acids)
Source: RefSeq, a predicted model, not a curated record